AUGGAUCUCAGAAGAGAAAGAUUGGUGAUUUUCCUUGUGGGGUUGUUUGUUUUGCAAGUUUGCUGUGUCGCCAAUGCCAAUAUGGUUUUCCCUGUUGAACGCAAAUUCAAAGGCCCCGUUGAAAGCCUCGCUGCUAUCAAAGAUCAUGAUGCCCAGCGCCGAGGAAGGAUUCUCUCUGUCGCUGAUAUCCCUCUUGGUGGCAAUGGCCGUGCCAAUGCAAAUGGGCUGUAUUACACCAAAAUUGGGCUUGGCUCUCCUCCGAAGGACUUCUAUGUACAAGUUGACACAGGGAGUGACGUUCUGUGGGUGAAUUGUGUUGGUUGCACAACCUGUCCCAAGAAAAGUGGUCUUGGUAUGGACUUAACCCUCUAUGACCCUCAGCUAUCCGACACUUCAUAUGUGAUAGGUUGUGACCAUGAGUUUUGCACUUCCACAUAUGAGGGUCCUAUUUCUGGCUGCACAAAAGAGAUGUCCUGCCCAUACAGCAUAACUUAUGGAGAUGGAAGUACGACCACUGGAUCCUAUAUUCAGGAUUAUCUUACAUUCGACCGGGCUAAUGGUGAUCACCGUACCGUACCGGAUAAUAGCUCUGUGAUUUUUGGGUGUGGAGCUAGACAAUCUGGGACAUUGAGUUCAGGUUCUGAUGAAUCCCUUGAUGGAAUAAUUGGUUUAGGACAAUCAAAUUCUUCUGUGCUUUCACAGCUUGCUGCAGCUGGAAAGGUGAAAAGGGUAUUCUCACACUGCCUUGACAGUAAUAAUGGAGGAGGAAUAUUUGCAAUAGGGGAAGUAGUGCAGCCAAAAUAUAAGACAACUCCAUUGGUACCGAAAAUGGCACACUACAAUGUGAUUUUGAAGGACUUGGAGGUCGGUGGGGACAGUGUGCAACUCCCCACAGAUAUAUUUGAUUCUACAAAUGGGAGGGGAACAAUUAUCGAUAGUGGUACAACCUUGGCUUAUCUUCCAUCUUCAGUUUAUGACCAGAUAUUGGAGAAGGUUUUGGCUCAGCAGUCUGGAAUGAAAUUAUAUCUUGUUGAGGAUCAAUUUACAUGUUUCCGUUUUGAUGAUAAUAUUGAUAAGGGAUUUCCAAUUGUCAAGUUUACCUUCGAGGAGGGGCUUACUCUGACAACUUAUCCUCAAGAUUACCUAUUCCUGUUUAAAGAAAACAUGUGGUGUGUUGGCUGGCAAAAAAGUAUGGCACAAACCAAGGAUGGACAGGACAUAAUUCUUCUUGGAGAUUUGGUGCUGUCAAACAAAUUAGUCGUAUAUGAUCUUGAAAACAUGACCAUUGGAUGGGCUGAGUACAAUUGCUCUACCAGCAUCAAAGUGAAGGAUGAUAAGACUGGAAGUGUAUAUACAGUGGGCGCACACAAUAUUUCUUCAGCUUCCACCAUGUUAAUUGGAAGUGUAUUAACGUUCUUAUUCAUGCUUGUUACAAUGCUGAGCACUUAA
Messenger RNA from Sphenostylis stenocarpa, 1449 nucleotides. Lineage: Eukaryota; Viridiplantae; Streptophyta; Magnoliopsida; Fabales; Fabaceae. The record is from the annotation of a GenBank genome assembly.